Messenger RNA from Ornithodoros turicata, 1605 nucleotides. RefSeq lists its product as uncharacterized. Gene Ontology annotation, molecular function: nucleic acid binding. Gene Ontology annotation, biological process: DNA integration. The transcript has a single exon. The record is from RefSeq and is a predicted model, not a curated record. The coding region runs from base 1 to 1605 and encodes 534 amino acids. Lineage: Eukaryota; Metazoa; Arthropoda; Arachnida; Ixodida; Argasidae.
AUGCCUCGCCGCCGCAAGGCUCGCUGCUCACAUACUGCAACUUCCGUUGCUCACAUCUCUACCCACUUAUUUUUGGACCGAUUCUACAAUAGCAUUACACUGGAUCACAGCCGACCUACCGUCCAAACCUGCCUUUGUUCAUCUACUGGCUUCGGCGGUCGCAAGGUGACGUCUUCGUCGGCGAGAUUUCAGCGCGGCGAGCAGCUCGCUCGAUCAUCAGCCAUCAGACUCUUCCGACCUAUACUGGACGGUGACGGCAUUCUCCGUGUCGGUGGUCGCCUUGAAGCCCUUCCCGACCCAAGUGACCUAAAACACCCUAUCUUGCUCCCAAGCCAUCACCGCCUCACGUCCCUCAUUAUCAUGUAUGCCCACCUCCGCCUCUGCCAUGCAAGCAUUCAUACAACGCUCCUCGAUCUCCGCGACAGAUACUGGCUGCUCAAGGGACGACAAACUGUUAAACGCGUACUUCGUCAGUGCCGGCGAUGCCGCCGCACGAGACUUCGUCCAGAAUCCGCGCUUGUCGCCCCACUACCUCGCGAGCGGAUAACACCGACCACCACCUUCAACGUCACUGGCGUGGACUUCUGCGGUCCGCUGUAUGUCCGAGUCAGCUCAAGCGCCUCAUCUAAAGCAUACGCGGCCCUCUUUACGUGUGCGGUGACUCGAGCAAUUCACCUCGAGCUCGUCACAAAUAUGACGGCCCCGGCUUUUCUUCUCGCUUUCCGCCGUUUCGUCGCCCGACGCGGUGUUCCAUCCCUUGUAUAUUCCGACAAUGCCCGCACUUUCCACCGAUGCGCUCACCUCCUCACUCUCCUGUCCACGGAACCCGUCCAAGAUUUCGCCAGCAAUCUUCGCAUCACUUGGAGGUUUAGCCCCCCUUCUGCCCCCUGGCGGGGUGGGUGGUGGGAGCGCAUGAUCCGCACGGCGAAAUCAUCCCUAAGACUGACCCUCGGCCAUAGUCGCAAGACAUUCGAAGAACUGGUCACCAUUCUUCACGAAGUCGAAGCGGCCGUAAACAGCAGACCCCUCACUAGCAUAUCCACGGAUCCUCAAGAGGUGCUCCCUCUUACCCCGUCUCAUUUCCUCGUCGGGAGUCGUAUUGCAAGGCUGCCGCUUCUCGAGAACGUCCAGCAAGAGAGCACGCCCUUGACGUUACGCAGACGGAGCGAACGACGCCAGCAAGCCAUUGAAGUGUUCUGGAAGCGCUGGAAAAGGGAAUAUGUCCUCCAGCUCCGUUCUGCGCACCAAGGUGCUGGCGGAUUUCCUACAGCUCUGAAGCCUGGUGAUCUUGUCAUCGUUGAAGACGACCGCCUCCCACCAUUGUUGUGGAAAACUGCCAUCGUUGUAGCCACACACCCGGGGCGCGACGGGAUCGUGAGGAGCUUCACUAUCAGUCUCGCAAACGGAAGAGAAACGUCACGUCCUGCUCAGCGUCUGUACCUGCUAGAGGCCCACGAGGACACCACAGCCGCCCCCGGGAGGAUGUUGGGAAUCGACGAGGACGUUUCUGCCCACGCGAGUACCGAAAGAGAAGGAGGGAUCGCGAGCCCGGCACUCGGGCCUGUACCUUCGUUCAGGCAGUUUGGUUCCGCCCCUCUGGAAUAA